Molecule: messenger RNA, 635 nt
Organism: Cavia porcellus (domestic guinea pig)
Lineage: Eukaryota; Metazoa; Chordata; Mammalia; Rodentia; Caviidae
Gene: Slpi
Product: secretory leukocyte peptidase inhibitor
Exons: 4
Coding region: 45-440 (131 amino acids)
Cellular component (GO): extracellular region
Molecular function (GO): serine-type endopeptidase inhibitor activity
Source: RefSeq, a predicted model, not a curated record
AUAGUAAGAUUUCACAGUGUUCAUCAGAACCACCCACCUUCACCAUGCAGUCCAAGAGCCUCCUCUUCUUUGUGGUGUGUCUGGCCCUGGGAGCUCUGGAAGCUUUGGCUGCAGAAGGUUAUGGAAAAAAAGGUGUAAAAGCUGGAGCCUGCCCUGCUAGAAAUCACGUCCUGUGUGUUAGGUAUGAGAGACCUGAAUGCAACAGUGACUGGCAAUGUCCGGGGAAAAAAAGAUGCUGCCCUGAUUUUUGUAACCGCAAAUGCCUGGAUCCUGUUGUCAUCUCAAAAUCAGAAAGGAAGAAGCCUGGGAAGUGCCCAGUGGUCAUUGCUCAAUGUCUGAUGCUUAAUCCCCCCAAUUUCUGUGAGAAGGAUAGCCAAUGUGAGGGUAACCUCAAGUGCUGCAAGAGCAUGUGUGGGAAAGCCUGCGUUCCCCCUGAGUAAGCUUGAUUCCUGUCAUUUGGGCAAGACUCUGGAUUUACGCUGUGUGUGGCCUGGAAAUUCCCUUUCUGUUCCCAGGUUUGGAUCCUAUGGCAAGGAUUUGGUUCCACCACCAACCCCUCUUUUUAGCAAACUCUUGGCAUGUAGGCUUUCAGGAAAUAAGGUUGAUUUGUGAAUAAAUAAAUGAGCUUAUCUCUU